Messenger RNA from Sycon ciliatum, 4752 nucleotides. Its product is annotated as TPR repeat-containing protein DDB_G0287407-like. The transcript is spliced from 4 exons. Gene Ontology annotation, molecular function: protein binding. Gene Ontology annotation, cellular component: Cul4-RING E3 ubiquitin ligase complex. The coding region runs from base 334 to 4242 and encodes 1302 amino acids. The record is from RefSeq and is a predicted model, not a curated record. NCBI's taxonomy places the organism in Eukaryota, Metazoa, Porifera, Calcarea, Leucosolenida, Sycettidae.
CACACACACACACACACACACACACCAGUGCAGCGGCGGAGAAUUAUUGAAAUCAUGCCGAAGGCAAAGCCCUGACACUACCAGCAGACAGUCACCCACUUGCAGCUCCCGUGACAUCUGCCAUAACGUAUUGUUCAGCGGCAAUAUCUCGCCUUGGACCAGAGUAGUACACAAUGUACUCGGUUUAGGUCAGUCCUGUUGAUCUGAUCACUUCAAAGACACGUCUUCAUAGAUCUUCUUUGAGCGCAGAAUGGAAAUCCAGCAUCAUCGCCAAGCUAAGUCCAUCAUUCAGACACCUGAUAAUCGAUCCUACGUACAGGUAUUUGUUAACCCAUGAGUUCCGUGGCAAGCUCCCUUGAGCUUGCUCCUGGAGGACAGGGCAAUGUCAACUGCAAUGCUGAUAGUCGGGCAGGACUAUCACACGAGAGGCGGAAGGAUGUGAUCAUAGAAGAUGCGGAAGUGGUCCAGAGACUCAUCGAUCGUAACCUGGAGAGCAGGAACGUGCGCGUGUUCCUCUCGUCGACGUUCCGCGACUGCCAGGCGGAGCGCAACAUACUGCAGCGCAAUGUCGUGCCCCUGCUGCAGAGCUGGUGUGCGUCGUUGCGUCCCGAGCCGCUCGGCUUCAACGUGCUGGAUCUGCGGUGGGGAGUGACUGACGAACAGGUGCAAGGUGGAGGCGUGGUGGGAAUCUGUCUGGACGGAAUAGACCAGUGCCGUCCGUUCUUCAUCGGCAUUCUGACCAACCGAUACGGCUGGCAUAAUACAAGUAAACUAGCUGGGACAGGCAAUGGCGAGGAUGAUGAGAACUCACUGCUUGUACAGACUAUAGCAAGAGCUUCCUCGCGUCACCCAUGGGUGCUACGCUAUGACGAGAGAAGCGUCACCGAGCUGGAGAUCAUGCACGGAGCGCUGCGCCACGCACAGACCAUGAAGAAGCGGGCGUUCUUCUACUUCCGUGAUGCCAACUUCGUCCCGGAUGGCUCUGCCGAGGGCGACCCACCGGAGAGCGAUCUAGCUCUGCAACAGUUGGGUCUGCUGAAAGAAGAAAUAGAACAUGAUGGGUUUCCUGUCCAGGCCUACAAUGACCUAUCUGACUUUGCUGCUUAUGUGGAGAGAGACAUGAAGUCUAUGAUUAGCACGGAGUUCGAGGAGUGCAGCAAAGAGAUGAACAUGGAAGAGUACGAUGACAUGGAGCCGAUGGCAUUAUCAGCGUCUGAACUCGGUCGCCUUUUCCAAGAGGCCUACUGUCGCAUGCAAACAAGACUGUUCGUAGAGUGUCCGGAGAACAUAAGCGUGCCCCUGCACUAUGCGCUCGACACUCAACUCGAGUCUGCCGAGAUGUCCUCGCCGAUCGUUGUAACCGGCGACGUGGGUCAAGGCAAAUCCACCCUGCUGGCCUACGUGGCGCAGGAGGCGCGGAAAAAGGGCAAGACAGUGUGCAUACACUUCUGCGGCUGCGACUCCGGCUCGGUGAACACCGAGGCUGUGAUUACAAGUAUCGUUGACCAGGCUCGACUGCACGGCAUCCAACUGCCCGGGGACACUGACAUGAACACGGGCAGUAAAGCCGCCUCUUUCUACCAGCUGCUAAGUGGCAACAUCACUCUGGAGGAUCCGGUGGAUGACGGCAGGGAUAACAGCGCCAGCGAAGCAGUGACAUCACCGGAGAUGGUGGUUAUUCUUGACGCGCUCAACCUGAUGGACGGUGGUGAGGGUGCAAGCCAGCUUGUCCCCAACCUGGCCUGGCUGCCGUCGACAGUGGGCAAGAAUGUUCGCCUGAUAGUGUCAACUAAGCCCGGUGUUCUUCUCGAUAAGAUUGUGAUUGAGCGGCAGUGGAGAGUGGUGCGCGUCGAGGGUAUGGGCGAGAAUGCCAAACGCAUUCUUAUCAGCAAGAUACUGAAGGACCUCGGCAAGUGCAUCGACGAAGAGAAGUUGGAAACCAUAACACACGCACCGCAGACGUCCAAUCCGCUGUUCAUGGCGUGUCUUCUGAAAGAACUCUGUGUGUGUGGCACGUACACGUCCAUUGGGGAUCUUCUACAGCGCUACUUAGAGGCAGGGAAUGUCGUUGACCUAUUCAAAAAGGUCCUGGAGCGCUGGGAGAGAGACUAUGAGCUGAACAACCCAGACAAGAACUUCCGAAAGAACCUGGUGCGGGAUGUAAUGAUGUCGCUGUGCCUGUCCAACUGCGGCAUGACCGAGACUGAGCUUGUUCAAGCGCACAAGUCCAACCGAGCGGCACUCUCCCUGGUGCUGUCCUCUGCACAUGAUUCCCUCUUCUACAAUACAGUCGGCGUCAUCAGCAUCAACAACUUUGCACUGCUACAAGCAUGCAGAGAGCGAUACCUGACCGACGGCGAGACCAAGCGUGAAAAUGGACUGGAGAGGAGAGUGCACCUUUUCCUGUCCAAAUACUUUGAAACUGCCGACAUCUCCUUGGACCGGCGCGCACAGGAGCUGCCGUACCAUUUGAUGAAGACCCGGGACGAUGAUCGUCUGCUUCAGUACCUGACACUGCUGUCCACUCUGUCCAUCCACUGGGUCUCCGGCCUCAAGUUCCGUCUGAUGCAGUUCUGGCGCCACCUCGGUGGCUACGACCGGGCUGGAAAGGCGUACCUGAAGGAGCUGCAGUAUAAGUACUGCGACGAGCUGUCUGCUCCUCUGACGCCUGGCCCAAUACCUCACGACGAAGGCUCGUUGUUCUUGCCUGAUGGCGAAGACGGACACGCUGGCGAUGAAACCGCAGUGGUGGUGGCCGACGAUGACAUGUCUGAUGACAAGGAGGCCGACCUGGCGUGCGAUAUGGACAUGGUUGCCGAGUUCCUAUCGCAAGUGGGCGAGUACGAGAAGGCGUUGCCACUGUACAAACAACAUCUCGGUAUCAUGGUCAAGCAUGGCGGUGACUGCCACCCGCUGGCCGUGCGCGCUUUGCUCAACGCCGCCCAGUGCCAGCUGAAGGUCGGCCUGGUGGCGGAGCGCGGCAACUUCCAGCGCGCCAUUCGCUACUGCCAGCGCGCCAUGGUCGGCGCCAACGCGUGCUCGGCGCACGACAUGUUCGGCAUAGAGGGCGAUGACGUUCGCAGCCGGGUCCUACACACUCUCGGACAUCUGCAUCUCUGUGUGGCUCAGAGCAUGGAAGAGGGGCCAGAAAAGGAUGUUCAGCUGCGCGACGCAGAGGCACAACUUGUGCGAUCCAUCAAAACGUGCAAGAAGUGCUCAACAUCACGCAAUCGCCUGAUCAGCUACGGAUCCCUCAUUCUGGUCAGAAAGGAGAGCGGUGCGGACCUGGAAAGACUGGCAGAGACGGCCGUCGGAGUGCUAGAGUCGUGCUGCAAAGAGUUCGGCGAGCAGCACAUCGAGACCGCCAAGCUACACAACAUCUACGCUGAUCUUCUCCGCGAACUGGGCAACAACACCCAAGCGCAGUGUCACUAUCGACUCUCGCUCAAGAUCACAAGCGAGCUAUUGGGCAAGGAACACGCGGAGACCAAAGCACUGAAAGAGAAACUGGCGAGGAUUCACGAGAAUCUCACAAAGACGCCCGCUGCUGAUGAGCUGCGCCACCAAAUGCCGUGGAGUUUUGACUGCUCGACGACAAUGUCCAUCGACACUGGUGCGAGCGCAAGAAGCUGCAGGAGUUCGAUUGACGAAGACAGCUCAGCCACAAAGGAGAUAAGUAAACAGAUGGCUAGCCCCGCACGCAGGCAGAGUGCACCACCAGUCCCCAGCGCAUCCGCCACGGGCUUACCGAACCACAGUACCGAUGACAACCGCAAGAAACGAAAACAUCUUGAAUUCCUAGUCCAAGGGAUUGUCUCUGAGAACGUCAGUGACGCGGAGAUUGAGCUGGAAUCAGCUGCGACGUCCCGAUCAGCCCAGUCGAGUCCGAAGGCUGAACGCAGUGACCUAAAGAGAUCCGAUUCCAAGCAUAACUCGAGCCAGGGUGAUCUCAGGAAGCCCACGACCAUACGCAGGGAGCUGUCACUUAGCUAUGCCGUAUCUCUUCCGAGUCUUGAUUCGCCACAGGUGGUGGCAUCGACAGCCGCGUCGCACGAUUAUCCUUUUCCUGCAAUGGCGGACUGCAAGCCUCUCACGCAGUCAUCGCCAGCUCUGGACCUCUAUGUCAAUGGGCGCUGCAGGUACUGCAAGAAAGGUAAAUGCGGCCCGCUCAGUCGGUGCCGACUGUUAUCCUUCACGCAGCAAUUGAAGAAUGAUUUCUACUCAAGCUCAGAGCUGACGUAAAACAAAUGGGUCCCGUGCACGCCGGGAUGCAGGGUGCGUUCAAUUGUCACACAUUAGUGAAUUGGUUAGCUUCUCAUGUGUGUGUGUGUGUGUGUGUGUGUGUGUGUGUGUGUGUGUGUGUGUGUGUGUGUGUGUGUGUGUGUGUGUGUGUGUGUGUGUGUGUGUGUGUGUCUGUCUGUGUGCGCCAUGUGCGCAUAAAUGUAUACAGGCGUGUAUGUGCUUCAUACGGGACAAAUCUAUUCGACGAUGCUCUUGACUUCUGAAAUGAGUAAGAAAAUAGGAUUGGAUAGUAAAGAUUCAAGAUAGAACAUGCGCUGUGAACUUGUUUUCUGCUGACUUUAGUGACAUUUUUAAAGUGCUAAUUUCACACUGUAGUGCCUUGUGUCAAACUCAAGUUCCUGGAAAUUUUGCAAUUUCUGCACAUUACCACACUUAGCCCUCGUUUUUCUCUACUUUCCCCCAAAUUCUUCGGCAGAUUUUUCAUGGCUUUCAAUAGCGACAGACAAGACA